Messenger RNA from Cutaneotrichosporon cavernicola, 1167 nucleotides. RefSeq lists its product as uncharacterized. The transcript has 4 exons. The record is from RefSeq and is a predicted model, not a curated record. NCBI's taxonomy places the organism in Eukaryota, Fungi, Basidiomycota, Tremellomycetes, Trichosporonales, Trichosporonaceae. Gene Ontology annotation, molecular function: RNA binding; tRNA-specific adenosine-37 deaminase activity. Bases 1 to 1167 code for a protein of 388 amino acids. Gene Ontology annotation, biological process: tRNA wobble adenosine to inosine editing.
AUGGCAUCGGACCAGCCAGCCGACGCCGUCGUCACCGCCGCAUUAGAUGCUUACGCCCGCCUCCCGAAACAUGGCAAGCCGGUAGUCCGGGAUAACGGCGUGCGCGAAUGGACAGUCUUCGCCUCAAUCAUCGUCACAACCCCCUCCCCGGUCGUAGCGUCCAUCGGGACCGGCGUGAAAUGUCUCCCUGCCAACCGCCUUCCUCCAUUAGGAGAUACCGUUCACGACUCUCAUGCAGAGGUACUUGCGCGCCGGGGAUUCGUGCGCUAUCUCCUCUCCGAGGCUACCUCUGCCCUCGAGAAUGAAUCGGCUAUUCUCUCCUUCGUGGAAGGCAGGUUUGUGAUCAAGGACAACGUGGAAACGUGGCUAUACAUCUCGGCCCUGCCUUGCGGCGAUGCUUCGACCCUACAUACCGCCGCGCACCAGGACGACGCGGCGGCGUCGUCAUAUAAAGGAGGGCUGGAGGAGGCUCUCUCGGCAGUAGAGGGAGCCGCGAGAGGACGGAGCGGGUACGCCAACCUCGGGGCAAUCCGGACUAAACCUGGGCGAAGGGACGCGCCGGCCAGUAUAUCCUUUUCGUGUUCGGAUAAGAUUGCGCUCUGGUGCGCAUUGGGGUUACAGGGCGGCUUACUAGAAUGUUUUGCGCCGGUGUAUCUCGACCAUAUUGUCGUUGGUGGAGUUAUCCCUAUAUCAGAAGGGGAGGAAUGGAGGGAGACGAUACGGCAUGAAGUCGAGAGGGCCGUUUAUGGGCGGUUGGAGGGUGUUGUCCACCUCACCAAUCUUGCGUUCCCGUUCGACAAACCAGAAGGAGAUUGCGCCACGGCGAAUACUAGCCUCUCGUUUGUUGAGGGCCACAAGCCCGAAGUGCUCGUCAAUGGGAGUCGAGUGUGCCGCAUCGAGAUUAUGCGGGCUUACCUCGCCCUCCAGGCACUCAACCCCAGUGGAUCAGUAGAGGAGGGGGCAACCUACGCAUCGCUCAAGGUCCGCAACGUCCCGUACGCCACGGCCAAGCGCGUACUACGCGGCGAACUUGGCGUUCCUGUGGGCAUGGAGUGGAACUUACCGCACGAGUUUCAGGCUACGGCUGGCGACGCGCCUUUCACAGGCUGGAUCGUCGCCGGGGAUCGGUACAUGUCGUUCACUGCGGCCGGGGAGAGGCGAGAGUAG